This is a messenger RNA of Suillus subaureus, 2003 nucleotides long. RefSeq names its product type II pantothenate kinase. Gene Ontology annotation, biological process: coenzyme A biosynthetic process. The record is from RefSeq and is a predicted model, not a curated record. The coding region runs from base 236 to 1588 and encodes 450 amino acids. Lineage: Eukaryota; Fungi; Basidiomycota; Agaricomycetes; Boletales; Suillaceae. Gene Ontology annotation, molecular function: pantothenate kinase activity; ATP binding. Gene Ontology annotation, cellular component: nucleus; cytosol. The transcript is spliced from 5 exons.
GGAGCAGUUCCAUAUUCCGGCAAAGGCGGUCCCCGAAUGUUUGUAAAUAUCGGAAGUCUCAAGACAACGGAUGGCAUGAGUUUUGAAUUUGAACGUUUACAUGAUUCAAAUUGCUCAGGGAGUGUUCGUACGAUUUCACGGCUGUCGUACCACUUUCCAGUGCUUUUAAGUCACACAUGAUUUUUGUGAUAUAGCGCUCGAGUUUAUCUUCGGACUAGUGUCAUCCAGACUCGCGAUGCAUGCCCCCCUCCCACCGCCGUCGCUGCCCACGCCCAAGGCUAUCCGUGUUAAUACUAGAGGAGCAGUGAUACUCGCCGAGGAGUCGCCCGAGACCCGAGACAGUCGAGGAAUAUACCUUCCAAACUACAUCGAGCCAGUCUCACAUAUCGCAAUAGACAUCGGUGGAUCACUAGCAAAGGUCGUUUACUUUACUCGCUCUCCGCAGUCUUCUUCAUCCCCAUCUGUGAUAGCUACGCAGGGCGGUAGUUCCAGCGUUAAUAGCUUAUCGACGUCCAGUGCUAGCUCUCCAUCUACGUCCCCACUAAACGUCACUUGUCCUAUCCCCUCCAGCUCUUCGCAAACGCGGAACGGCACCCUUACACCCCGUGUCCUCGAAUACCAUUAUAACGGAAAUGGACACAGCAAUGGCCAGGGCCACUAUCCCCCCGACACCCCAGAUUCCCUCGACACAGACCUUUUGCACUCUACCAUCCUGAAACGUACUACCGAAGUCCGUCACAUCCCUGGCGGCUCUAUUAAUUUCGAGCGAUUCGAAACAUGUAACAUUUCCGCGCUUAUCACGUUCAUAUCGGAGCUCAUAACUCGGUCUGCUGCCGCGAAUGGGGUCUCUAUUGAGGAGAUGCGCCGCGGCGUUAAGAUCUCAGCCACUGGUGGCGGCGCACACAGGUUUGGCAAGCUGUUCGAGGGUGAACUCGUGGUGGAUGUGCAGAGAGAGGACGAGAUGGAGUGUUUGAUCGAGGGGAUGAAGUUUAUGGUGACGAUCCCAGAGGAGGUGUAUUACUUUUCGGAUGAACUCAUCCAGGAAGUAACGCAUCACGUAUCGAAGGAGGAGAUCGUGUCAGAUGGUCCUGCGCCAAGCGCGCCCAGCACGAGUGCAGAGCCUGUUCUGGAGCGGCCAUCGCCAGACCCGCCGCGGUAUGCCGUGACAUUCGAAACCAGCGAACCUUCUGCGCAUCUUCCUUGUUUACUUGUCAACAUUGGAUCUGGCGUGUCUAUAAUAAAGGUGGAUGCUGAUGGGUCGUUUGAACGUGUUAGCGGAACAAGCCUUGGUGGCGGGACCUUAUGGGGACUUCUCAGCUUGUUGACGCCCGCGCGGACAUUUGACGAAAUGCUUGCACUGUCCGAAAAGGGCGAUAAUGCUAGUGUGGAUAUGCUCGUUGGUGAUAUCUAUGGAUCGGACUACAGCAAGCUUGGACUCAAAUCUACGAUGAUAGCAAGUUCGUUUGGCAAGGUUUUUAGGAGCCGAGGCGAGGCGAAGGAGGAAGGGGAACGUGGGACGUUCCGAGCAGAGGACAUUAGCAGAAGCUUGCUUUACGCUGUGUCGAACAACAUUGGGCAGAUUGCGUGAGUUGGCUAGAUAUGGAAUGUGGAUGGGCUGACAGCAUGGUCAGGUAUAUGAAUGCAGAAAAGUAUGGUCUAGACAGAAUCUACUUUGGUGGGUUCUUCAUACGUGGACAUGCAGCGACGGUAGCUACACUGUCAUAUGCUAUACGGUUCUGGAGUAAGGGAACGAAACGAGCGUUAUUUUUCCGGCAUGAAGGAUUCUUGUAAGUCGAUGCUGCAUUCACAUUGAGCACUGCCAAAUGAAAUUUUCUGCGUAGGGGCUCGAUCGGUGCAUGGAUCAAGAACAUCGACGUGGAAGAGACGCCAACGUCAUAACUGCUGUCAUAUUCCUAAAUGGGAAGUGACUAUUUAUACCGCUCAUUCCCUUUGCAUAUACAUUGACUGUUAUCUCAUGUCCAUGUACGACGGAAGGAUAGUCU